CAAAGCCUCCGCCUUCCCAGGAGCCCCUGCGGCCGGGCGCGAAGAUGGCGGCGGCGAUGGCCGGGCGCUCCUGAAGCAGCAGUUAUGGAGCUUCCCUCAGGGCCGGGGCCGGAGCGGCUCUUUGACUCGCACCGGCUCCCGGGUGACUGCUUCCUGCUGCUCGCGCUGCUGCUCUACGCGCCAGUCGGGUUCUGCCUCCUCGUCCUGCGCCUCUUUCUCGGGAUCCACGUCUUCCUGGUCAGCUGCGCGCUGCCAGACAGCGUCCUUCGCAGGUUCGUAGUGCGGACCAUGUGUGCGGUGCUGGGGCUGGUGGCCCGGCAGGAGGACUCCGGACUCCGGGAUCACAGUGUCAGGGUUCUCAUUUCCAACCACGUGACACCUUUCGACCACAACAUAGUCAAUUUGCUUACCACCUGUAGCACCCCUCUACUCAAUAGUCCCCCCAGUUUUGUGUGCUGGUCUCGGGGCUUCAUGGAGAUGAAUGGGCGGGGGGAGUUGGUGGAGUCACUCAAGAGAUUCUGUGCUUCCACGAGGCUUCCCCCCACUCCUCUGCUGCUGUUCCCUGAGGAAGAGGCCACCAAUGGCCGGGAGGGGCUCCUGCGCUUCAGUUCCUGGCCAUUUUCUAUCCAAGAUGUGGUACAACCUCUUACCCUGCAAGUUCAGAGACCCCUGGUCUCUGUGACGGUGUCAGAUGCCUCCUGGGUCUCAGAACUGCUGUGGUCACUUUUCGUCCCUUUCACGGUGUAUCAAGUAAGGUGGCUUCGUCCUGUUCAUCGCCAGCUAGGGGAAACGAAUGAGGAGUUUGCACUCCGUGUACAACAGCUGGUGGCCAAGGAAUUGGGUCAGACAGGGACACGGCUCACUCCAGCUGACAAAGCAGAGCACAUGAAGCGACAAAGACACCCCAGAUUGCGCCCCCAGUCAGCCCAGCCUUCUUUCCCUCCCUCCCCUGGUCCUUCUCCUGAUGUGCAACUGGCAACUCUGGCUCAGAGAGUCAAGGAAGUUUUGCCCCAUGUGCCAUUGGGUGUCAUCCAGAGAGACCUGGCCAAGACUGGCUGUGUAGACUUGACUAUCACUAACCUGCUUGAGGGGGCCGUAGCUUUCAUGCCUGAAGACAUCACCAAGGGAACUCAGUCCCUACCCACAGCCUCUGCCCCCAAGGUGAGACCCAGGAAAUGGUCAGAUCCAAGUCUUAGGUUUCCCAGCUCUGGCCCGGUGACCCCUCAGCCAACAGCCCUAACAUUUGCCAAGUCUUCCUGGGCCCGGCAGGAGAGCCUGCAGGAGCGCAAGCAAGCACUAUAUGAAUACGCAAGAAGGAGAUUCACAGAGAGACGAGCGCAGGAGGCUGACUGAGCUCAAAGGAACAGGAUGGCACCCAGAGCCGCAGGACGGAGACUGGGGGCAGCCCUCACCCAACUCACAAAAGGCUGGAUGGGUGGGUGGUAAAAAGGGAAGGAUGAGGCUCCCCCAAUGUCACAUUAAAUUCAUGGUUUUCAUUCAA
This is a messenger RNA of Symphalangus syndactylus (siamang), 1501 nucleotides long. It is a transcript of the gene AUP1, whose product is annotated as AUP1 lipid droplet regulating VLDL assembly factor. Gene Ontology annotation, biological process: ERAD pathway. Gene Ontology annotation, cellular component: endoplasmic reticulum membrane. Gene Ontology annotation, molecular function: ubiquitin binding. NCBI's taxonomy places the organism in Eukaryota, Metazoa, Chordata, Mammalia, Primates, Hylobatidae. The record is from RefSeq and is a predicted model, not a curated record.